Molecule: messenger RNA, 1458 nt
Organism: Penicillium atrosanguineum
Lineage: Eukaryota; Fungi; Ascomycota; Eurotiomycetes; Eurotiales; Aspergillaceae
Exons: 1
Coding region: 1-1458 (485 amino acids)
Source: RefSeq, a predicted model, not a curated record
AUGUCGGCAGAAAGCCCAGGCCCAAAGUCAGGCUUCAAAUCCUUCUUCUCCAAUGCCCUCCGCCCAAAGAAAUCCCGCCAGACCCUCCGGAAGGGUGGCAGUCGAUCCACGACAGACCUGCGGCAGGCCGUUCGUCCAAGUCUCGACGAUGCUCCCCCAAUGCCCGACAUGGCGCCCUUGCAAGUCCAUCGAAUGAAAUACCAAGCGCAACAUGCGAAUCUCGACUCCCAGCUAGGCGAACGCCAGGACUACACAACCAUUAUCCACUCGAUAGGAUGUUUAGAAAUGGACGACACCACCGGGCCCGCCGACAUCCACGACCCGAAUCGGAAACCGGGAGAAGGUGAUAUCGCGAAGUUAUCCUCGAGACUAUGGGCGCAUGUCGCAUGGUAUCUGGAUCCAGCCUCGGCUGCUAGUCUAGCUGUUUCCAGCUCCACAUUAUACCACCGGCUAGGACCUUGGUACCUUCAGGCCCUGGAAGCACCGCAGAACCGCGAAUACAAGAUGCAAUUCCUCAUUGGAAUGGAAAUCUCUCUACCACAUCAUCUGCUGUGUUUCCAAUGCGGCCGAUACCAUAGACGCACGCAGGAAGGCGUUGAACGUAUACGACCUGCUCACGUCCUCAACCCGCUAUUCAAGUGCCCCGAGGUAACAAACAUGCUGAACCCGCAGGCACGGACCCGUAUUACGCAUGGACGCACGCUGCCUUUUACAUUUGUGCAACUGGCCACGCGCGCGCAUAAGUACGGUCCUCAAUACGGUAUCUCCGUUGAGGAUAUGGGGAGACGCUGGCAAAGAGACAACUGGUCGCAUGCUUCGCGCUUUUUCAUUCAUGAAGGACGGCUUUUGAUGCGUGUUACGAGCCAGACGUUCGCGGCGGCGGCUCUCCCGCCUGCUUCUAUGCGAAUGCUCCUGUUCUCGCGCGAGGACUACUGGCCUUAUUUCUCUGCGUGCGCACACUGGCGCGACGGUGAAUUGAUGGCUGUUUGCAAGUGUGCGUUGGGACAUAUCCCCGAGCCACGGGAUACUGGUGGACUACAGGGUCUCGAGCAUAAGGUCAAAGACCGGAUCGCUGGACAACGCUUUGAUCCUAAUUCCUUGACGACCUUAUGUGGGUUCUGUCGGCCUAUGCGUCGAUGUCCUGAGUGUCCAAGUGAAUACCUGACCGAAGUCAAAUUGUGUGAAGACAAGUCGGAUCCUCGCAGGCUGGUGUUCAAGCAGGCGAUUGUGGUGACUCGGUGGACUGAUCUGGGUGAUGGGUCUACACCGAAUUGUUUGCAGUGGGGCGCAAUCAAUGGCAAACGGGAUGACUUUGACUCGUUCCAGCAUUAUGCGAAGCGUGGGAUUGCGAGUGUCUUCGAGGCUGCGUUUACAGCUGAUACGCUUCCCGGUCAAAGGGUUCUUUCUAUGAAUCCCAAGAAAAAGAAGCUGGGUGAGGCGGGGGAUACUUGGUAUUAG